AUGACAUCUUCGCACAAGCCAUCGACCGACGGAGUAUGCAUCGAGGAAGUGCAAACCGUGUUUCCCGCGAGGAACACGACCGACGAGAUGUACCUUGCCUUCACCAGUAGUUUACAACGGAUACGGGAUGCGGAUAAUGGCGUGUUGCUGCUGGCUACAUGUUCCGAUUCAUCCUCGCUGCAUCCAGAAGUGUUGAAGCGGUUCGAGGAAAACAUCCCCCUCGAACUACCCACCCUCCCACACCGCCUCGCCCUCCUCCACUACCUCACCUCCUCAUCCCACCCAACACCUCUCAACCUGCACCCCAUCGCCGAACGAUCCCAAGCCUUCCGCCUAGCAGACCUCGCCGAGCUCUGCGACUCCGCCCUCCGGCAUGCGUUCAGCAGACAAGGGGAUGGAUAUGGCAGUUCGGUGACACUGGUUCAAGAAGACUUUGAUGCGGCGUUUGGGGCGGUGGAGAUCAAGGCGAGUGAGGGCGGGCGGUAUGAGGGGGCGAAGGUGGAGGUUGUGAGGUGGGCUGAUGUUGGGGGCCAUGCGAAGGCGAAGACUCUCCUCAAAGAAAGCGUGGUAUGGUCCUUCAAAAACAUCGACGCUUUCAAACGGCUCGGAAUCGCGCCUUCCAAAGGCGUCUUGCUCCAUGGCCCACCAGGAACAGGCAAAACCCUCCUCGCCAAAGCCGUCGCGACCGAAUCCGGCGCCAAUUUCAUGCCCAUCUCCAUCCCGGAGCUUAUCAAAGGCGAGGUGGGCGAAUCCGAAAAAGCCAUAACCCGCACCUUCACCCUCGCCCGCCGCACGAGCCCCACGAUCAUCUUCAUCGACGAGCUGGAAGCUUUAUUCUCCCGGCACGAGAACAUGGGCGAUGCGGGCAAGAAGCUGUUCUCGAUGCUGGUUGUUGAGAUCGACGCGCUGGAGGCGGGGAGUGGUGUUGUUUUGUUAUGUGCGACGAAUUACCCCGGGCUGGUGGAGAAGGCGUUGUUGAGGCCUGGCCGCAUAGACCGCCUCAUAUCAAUCCCACCCCCCACGCACCGUGACCGGCUGUCCAUUCUACAGACUCUCACAAAGCGCCUGACACUCGCACCAGACGUAGACCUCGCGGUACUUGCGCGGAGGAUGAAGGGGGCUACGGGGGCGGAUUUGAAGGAGGUUGUGAGGAGGGCGAGUUUGGCGGCGAUUGCGAGGGAGGGUUUUCAAAACAAGCCGGUGGUGCAGAUGGCGGAUUUCCAAGCGAAGGAGGUGCGGGCGUACGGUGGCGGAGGAGUUGCGAGCUAG
This is a messenger RNA of Fimicolochytrium jonesii, 1269 nucleotides long. RefSeq names its product P-loop containing nucleoside triphosphate hydrolase protein. The coding region runs from base 1 to 1269 and encodes 422 amino acids. Lineage: Eukaryota; Fungi; Chytridiomycota; Chytridiomycetes; Spizellomycetales; Powellomycetaceae. The record is from RefSeq and is a predicted model, not a curated record. The transcript is spliced from 8 exons. Gene Ontology annotation, molecular function: ATP binding; ATP hydrolysis activity.